CACAGGCUUAGUACCACCACAGCAGCAGCCGAUCGAGCAAACAUUCCUGACCCUCGUCCCUCCCUCCCUCAUACGCAUCCGGUCGGCAUUCUUUACCUACCUGCUACAAGUUAUAGCCAACCUCACAGCUCGCGCUCGCUGCUCUGCUAGUGUCUCGGAUUCAGCAAAUGGCGGCGAUGAAUGUGUCGAGGGCCAUCGGCGCGGCGCUCCGGACCCCGGCCUCGUCACCAGUGGCGGAGGCGGCGGCCGCGGCGAAAGCCAAGGACGCCGAGAAGCUGCGCUUCAUCGACGAGAUGACCUGCAACGUCGACUCCGUGCAGGAGCGCGUCCUCGCCGAGAUCCUCGCCCGGAACGUCGACACGGAGUACCUCAAGAACUGCGGCCUCGACGGCGCCGCCGACCGCGACGCCUUCCGGGCCAAGGUGCCGGUCGUGUCCUACGACGCUCUGCAGCCCUACAUCCAGCGCAUUGUCAACGGGGACCGGUCGCCGAUCCUGUCCACGCACCCCGUCUCCGAGUUCCUCACCAGCUCCGGCACGUCGGCCGGCGAGCGCAAGCUCAUGCCCACCAUCAAGGACGAGCUCGACCGCCGCCAGCUCCUCUACAGCCUCCUGAUGCCGGUCAUGAACCUAUAUCUGUCCGGGCUCGACAAGGGGAAGGGCCUCUACUUCCUGUUCGUCAAGUCGGAGACCAAGACCCCGAGCGGCCUGACGGCGCGGCCGGUGCUCACCAGCUACUACAAGAGCGAGCAGUUCAAGAACCGCCCCUACGACCCCUACCACAACUACACCAGCCCGACGGCGGCCAUCCUCUGCGCCGACGCCUUCCAGAGCAUGUAUGCUCAGAUGGUGUGCGGGCUCUGCCAGCGCCACGAGGUGCUCCGCGUCGGCGCCGUGUUCGCCUCCGGCCUCCUGCGCGCGAUCCGCUUCCUCCAGCUCAACUGGAAGGAGCUCGCCGCCGACAUCGAGGCCGGCGCGCUCAGCCCACGCGUCACCGACGCGUCCGUGCGCGAGGCGGUCGCGGGCAUCCUCCGGCCGGACCCCGAGCUCGCCCAGUUCGUCCGGGACGAGUGCUGCAACGACGACUGGGCCGGCAUCGUCAGGCGCAUUUGGCCCAACACCAAGUACCUCGACGUCAUCGUCACCGGCGCCAUGGCGCAGUACAUCGGCACCCUCAAGUACUACAGCGGCGACCUGCCCAUGGCGUGCACCAUGUACGCGUCGUCGGAGUGCUACUUCGGGCUCAACCUCCGCCCGCUCUGCGACCCUUCGGAGGUGUCCUACACCAUCAUGCCCAACAUGGGGUACUUCGAGUUCCUCCCCGUGGACUCGGCGACCGGCGCGGCGUCGUGUGUGGACGCGGGCAACCUGGUGGACCUUGCCCGCGUGGAGGCCGGGCGGGAGUACGAGCUGGUGAUCACCACCUACGCCGGGCUGAACCGGUACCGCGUCGGCGACGUGCUCCGCGUGACGGGGUUCCACAACGCGGCGCCGCAGUUCCAGUUCGUCCGCCGCAAGAACGUGCUGCUGUCCAUCGAGUCCGACAAGACCGACGAGGCGGAGCUGCAGCGCGCCGUGGAGCGCGCGUCGGCGCUUCUCCGCCCGCACGGCGCGUCCGUGGCGGAGUACACCAGCCAGGCGUGCACCAAGAGCAUCCCGGGCCACUACGUGAUCUACUGGGAGCUGCUGACGACGGGCGCCGGCGCGGCGACGGCGGUGGACAAGGGCACGCUCGACGCCUGCUGCCUGGAGAUGGAGGAGGCGCUGAACACGGUGUACAGGCAGAGCAGGGUGGCGGACGGCUCCAUCGGGCCGCUCGAGAUCCGGGUCGUCCGGGCCGGCACGUUCGAGGAGCUCAUGGACUACGCCAUCUCCCGGGGCGCCAGCAUCAACCAGUACAAGGCCCCGCGCUGCGUGACGUUCCCGCCGAUCAUAGAGCUGCUGGACUCGCGCGUGGUGUCCAGCCACUUCAGCCCCGGGCUGCCGCACUGGACCCCGGCCCGGCGCUCCGACUAGAGCUCGUCGACGGCGAUCGCCCCACGAAGCACGACGGCGGCUCCGCCUGAAUGAAAAUUUUGGGUGUUGCCGUCGGCGUCGGCGUCGGCAUCGGCUAGUAGUAGCAGUAGCAGUAGAAGAGCGAGAGUGAGUACGGUGCCACCUUUGAUGCUAGGAAUGAGGCUGGAAUAUGGUUAAUGGUUGAUGUAACAGUCGGAUUACUGCGGGAGUAUGAUUAAUGAUUGAUGGUUAAUGGUUGA
Molecule: messenger RNA, 2254 nt
Organism: Triticum urartu
Lineage: Eukaryota; Viridiplantae; Streptophyta; Magnoliopsida; Poales; Poaceae
Product: indole-3-acetic acid-amido synthetase GH3.8
Cellular component (GO): cytoplasm
Molecular function (GO): acid-amino acid ligase activity
Source: RefSeq, a predicted model, not a curated record